Molecule: messenger RNA, 1737 nt
Organism: Rhododendron vialii
Lineage: Eukaryota; Viridiplantae; Streptophyta; Magnoliopsida; Ericales; Ericaceae
Product: ureidoglycolate hydrolase
Exons: 12
Coding region: 202-1632 (476 amino acids)
Molecular function (GO): hydrolase activity, acting on carbon-nitrogen (but not peptide) bonds, in linear amidines
Source: RefSeq, a predicted model, not a curated record
GUCAGCAUUUGUCUCUUUUUUUUGAUCCGCAUCAGCAUUUGUCUGUUUAACGUAGGACUCCCACCCCUGUAAUCCCACCACUAUUAUUCGUGGAUUAAAGUUGGAUUUGUCCCUUAUGAAAUACCCCUACUAUAUCUAUCACAUGUGACAGCCACAAUUCCACAGUGUCAUAGCUAACCAAAACAACGAUACACCAAAUUGAUGAAAACAGUUAUGGCUCUGAGAUUCUCUCUCCUCGUUCUCUCUCCUGUAUUUCUGCUCUGUUGCUGCCAUGGAAUCAAAGCGCACCAAGAUGGAGAAGACCCAACAACGAUCAAGACUAUGCAAGAUUUCUCUGGGUACCCAAUUCAGGAACCCCAUUUCCCUAACUCUUUAUCCUUGCUAUCAGUGGACACCCUAAGCUUACAGAAACAGAUUGAUGAGCUGUCAGCAUUCUCGGAUACACCUGCACCGUCAGUUACAAGGAUCCUGUACAGUGAGAAGGACGUAUUAGCUAGGAGUUUUAUCAAAAACUUAAUGGGGUUUGCUGGUCUCUCUGUUAGAGAGGAUGCUGUCGGCAACAUAUUUGGUCGGUGGGAUGGCUAUGAACCAGAGCUAGCUGCAGUUUCAACAGGUUCUCAUAUUGAUGCAAUUCCUUACUCUGGGAAGUAUGAUGGAGUUGUUGGUGUUUUGGGUGCCAUUGAAGCCAUUAAUGUACUGCAAAGGUCCGGUUUUAAGCCAAAGAGGUCCUUGGAAGUGAUCAUGUUCACCUCAGAAGAGCCUACACGUUUUGGGAUCGGCUGCUUGGGAAGCCGUUUAAUGGCAGGGAGCGAGGCACUUGAGAAAGCUCUCAAGAAAACAGUUGACAGUAAAAAUAUAUCUUUUCUUGAUGCUGCAAGAUCUGCUGGCUAUGCAAAAGGUGAAGAGGACUUAUCCAGUGUUUUUCUAAAGAAAGGAAUUUACUCCGCUUUUGUGGAGUUGCAUAUAGAGCAAGGUCCUAUUCUUGAGGAAGAAGGUAUUUCUAUUGGUAUUGUGACUGCAAUAGCUGCUCCUGCAAGCAUCAAAGUGGAUUUUGAAGGCAACGGUGGCCAUGCAGGCGCUGUGCUGAUGCCAAAUAGAAAUGAUGCAGGUCUUGCUGCUGCAGAAUUAGCACUAGCUGUGGAGAAACAUGUGUUGGACUCCGGGUCCAUUGAUACCGUUGGUACAGUUGGUAUCCUUGAGCUGCAUCCUGGAGCAAUCAACAGCAUCCCAAGCAAGUCGCACCUGGAAAUAGAUACACGAGACAUUGAUGAAGACCGAAGAAAUACUGUGAUUGAGAAAAUACAUCAUUCUGCUUUAGCCAUAGCCCAAAAACGGGAUGUCAAGCUCUCAGAAUUCAAAAUUGUCAAUCAGGAUCCACCAGCCCUUUCUCAUGACUCGAUUAUUAAGGCAAUGGAAGCAUCAUCGCAAGAGCUAAAGUUGGCUCAUAAGUUGAUGAUAAGCAGAGCUUACCAUGAUUCCCUAUUCAUGGCCAGAAUAUCUCCAAUGGGAAUGAUAUUCAUUCCAUGUUACAAAGGAUACAGCCACAAGCCUGAGGAAUUUUCCUCCAAUGAGGAUAUAGCAAACGGAGUCAAGGUUUUAGCAUUAACACUCGCCAAAUUAUCCCUGUACUGACGUUGCUCAAGCAAGAUGAAUUUCUUUUUCCUUUCAUCAUCGUUCACAUCUUCGCACUUGUAUAAGAGCAUGUUUUCGAGACAAUGAACCUGUAUCUUGUUUUCA